GACGAGGAUGGGAUGCUGCCAGCAAGGAACAAGCUCCUGCGUGACAGCAACAGAAUUCACCUGCUGACGGAUUACGCACGGACAGCCGAGAAGCAGCCGGUUGGGACAGUAUGGCGAAGGCGACCACAAGUCUGCAGUUGGGGCAAGUAGAACAUUUCGACAAUUCUACGAGCGAUUGGACUAGCUACGAAGAGCGCGUGCACGCGUACCUUCGAGCCAAUAAUGUCCCGGAGGAGCGGAAGGUAGACGCGUUCAUCAGCAUAUUGGGUCCACAGACGUAUUCGCUCCUCAAGUCGCUCGCCGCUCCAGAUAAGCCGUCCUCGAAGUCCCUAGAAAGCUUGUGCGAGCUGCUUCGCAAACAUUUGGCCCCUGAACGGUCAGUCAUAGGGGAGCGAGCGAAGUUUCAUCGCCGAGGGCAGAAGGAACAUGAAACGAUACCGCAGUACGUGGCGAAGUUACGGGCAUUGGCACAAACAUGCGAGUUUGGUACAUUUCUUGACGAGUCGCUUCGAGACAGAUUUGUGUGCGGUUUACUCAGAGUCGACAUUCAAAGACACUUGUUUUCGGAAGACAAGAAUCUAACGUUUCAACGAGCCGUCGACCGCGCAACAGCUUUGGAAGCUGCGCUCGCUAACGCAACAGCUGCUCAUUCGAAGCCUGAAAGCGAGUUCGGGAUGAAUCAGUUGCCUACCAGGGGAACGACGAAAUGCUUCCGCUGUAACUCAACUCACCCUGCCAAUUCGUGUCCGCACGUCAAUGCGACUUGUUUUUUCUGCAACAAGAAAGGGCACAUUCAGAAAGCCUGCCUAAGGCGGCAAGGAAAAUUGCAGCCGAAGCGGAAGCGAACAGCACAGAACGUUCGGGUUUUACAACCAUCAGAAUCACCCUUGCGGAGCGUUGCAACGAAAGAGGUAGAGACAGGAGACCCCAUCAUGCUCAGCUUAAUUGUUGAGGGUGUUCCCUUGCAAAUGGAACUUGAUACGGGAGCUGCCGUUUCGGUAAUGUCUCUGGGUCAGUUCCGCUCACUUUUUCCGACAGUACCUCUGAAGGAGACUAAGUUGACACUUAGGACUUAUACGAGCGAACCUGUGAAGCCAUGUGGUGUUUGCUUUCUCAGGAUUGAGCACAACGAUCAGUGCCAGCGCUUGCCGCUGUACGUGCUUCCCCAGAGCGGUCCAGCGCUGUUCGGGCGCAACUGGCUUCAGCAAGUGCGCAUCGAUUGGAGUCAAGUUCGCGGCCUGCAACAGCUACAGUGUGAGAGAUCACUAGCCGCUCAACGACUUCCCGAGCUCCAAUCCUUGCUUGACCGCCAUAAGGACCUCUUCAAGAACGAGCUAGGCACCAUCCGAGGUGAGAAGGCAACUCUUGUUUUCAAAGAUGGCAAAACGCCAAAAUUUUUCAAAGCCCGAAGCGUUCCGUUUUCUCUAAAAAGUACGGUUGAGCAAGAGUUGUCUAGACAAGAACAGAUGGGCAUCUUGACAUCAGUAACGAGUAGCGAGUACGCUACUCCGGUGGUGCCAGUUUUGAAGCGGGACGGGUCAAUAAGAGUAUGCGGUGAUUACAAGUUGACACUGAACCCCAUACUUGACGUAGAACAUUACCCGUUACCCAAGCCCGACGAGCUGUUUGCAGCCCUCGCUGGCGGACAGCAAUUUUCUAAAAUUGAUCUUAACAGGGCGUACCAGCAAGUAGAAAUGGAUGAAGAGUCAAAACGGUACCUGACGCUUAAUACCCACAAGGGUCUUUACGCCGUGAAUCGCCUACCCUUCGGAAUUGCUUCGGCACCCGCAAUAUUCCAGAAAAUAAUGGAUAAUGUCUUGAAGGGCCUCAACUUCGUGUUUUGCUACAUUGACGAUAUCCUAAUUACGGGACGCUCAAAGGAAGAACACUUGCACAACCUUGACGCAGUUCUCAAAAGACUGUCAGAACGUGGAAUUCGCGUCAAGCCGUCGAAGUGCGAAUUCUUUCGUGACGAGCUGACUUAUCUGGGCCAUGUAAUCAACAAACACGGCAUCCACCCAACGGACGAAAAACUGGCUGCGAUAACCAAUGCACCGGCGCCAACUGAUAAGCACCAACUUCAAUCGCUGCUGGGCCUCAUCAACUACUAUGGAAAGUUCGUUCCAAACUUAUCCACUGUUCUUUUCCCCUUAAACAGGCUUUUGCAGAAAGACGCCGCCUGGGAUUGGGACACGGCUUGCGACCGCGCCUUUCAGCACAUCAAGCAGCUGCUUUCGUCAGCUCCGAUCUUGGCGCACUAUGAUCCAAGCCUACCCCUGCAGUUAUCCUGUGAUGCGUCCGCCUACGGGAUUCGGAUUCCCCGAGACUUUAGUGUCCGACAACGGUACUCAGUUUACUUCUGCAGAUUUCCAGGAGUACCUGCAGCGAGUAGGGACCAGACACGUGAGAACAGCCCCGUAUCAUCCCAGCAGCAACGGUCUAGCAGAACGUUUCGUCCAGACGCUGAAGGGUGCACUUCGGAAGUCCAGCCGACCCACAUCACCGUCGGAGCUGGCAGACUUCCUCCUGUCGUACCGCAACACUCCGCAAGCGACUACCGCAGAGGCACCCUCUAUUUUGCUGUUGGGGAGGCGCCUCAGGACUAGGCUAGACCUCAUCAGGCCCUCCGUUGAGGAGCGGGUCGCCCGCAAACAGUUCCAGGACACCAGUCGCCGCAGGCACCGUGCAACUACCUUCAGCGAAGGAGACUUCGUGCGUGUCCGAAAUUUUCGCCGCGGACCAAGGUGGUUCAGUGCUACCGUUCUCGCCCGCACCGGCCCAGUGUCGUAUCGUGUUAGUGUUGUGACCCCCCGGGGUGUGUGUGAGUGGGUGCGUCACCGCAACCACAUAGUACGCGCUCCUGACUCUGACGACACAGUGAUCACAGCCACCGACUUCCAAGAUGAAGACGUCACUGCUGGCACAGACACUAGCAGCAGCACCACCGAGCCUGUGGAACAGCCGCCGACACACCUGGAAGCCGCCGAGCAGGGUCGCCGCUACCCACUACGUCAGCGCAGACCUCCCGACCGCUACGGCACCUAAUCCUACUACGGGACAAUAAACAAGUGUGGGGGAGAUGAUAUGUCGCGCGCCUAGGCGAUAAGGCGUCACAGCUAGGCAUGCGCUGUGGUGGCGGCGCAGCGUUAUCACCUUUUGGUUGUGCUUAAAAGCGCCGGCAUUCAAGCUGGCGUGUGCUUUCAUUACUGUAACAUUGAACCGGGCAGUUCGCCCGUUGCUGUUAAGUUGAUGGCUAAAUAAAGCCGUA
This is a messenger RNA of Dermacentor silvarum, 3268 nucleotides long. RefSeq lists its product as uncharacterized. The transcript is spliced from 2 exons. Bases 2260 to 3045 code for a protein of 261 amino acids. Lineage: Eukaryota; Metazoa; Arthropoda; Arachnida; Ixodida; Ixodidae. Gene Ontology annotation, biological process: DNA integration. The record is from RefSeq and is a predicted model, not a curated record. Gene Ontology annotation, molecular function: nucleic acid binding.